This is a messenger RNA of Acaromyces ingoldii, 4100 nucleotides long. RefSeq names its product DUF1620-domain-containing protein. NCBI's taxonomy places the organism in Eukaryota, Fungi, Basidiomycota, Exobasidiomycetes, Exobasidiales, Cryptobasidiaceae. The record is from RefSeq and is a predicted model, not a curated record. The transcript has a single exon. Gene Ontology annotation, cellular component: EMC complex. Gene Ontology annotation, biological process: protein folding in endoplasmic reticulum. Gene Ontology annotation, molecular function: protein binding. Bases 49 to 3987 code for a protein of 1312 amino acids.
CGCAAAGGAAGGAAGGAAGGAAGGAAAAGCGCCCAGACAAGCACAACCAUGGCGAGGCUGACGAUGGCGUGGACACUGCUGCUGUCGCUGCUCUUCUCGCUGCUCGCCUUUGGCGCCUCUGCGGGUGCACAGGCGACGGUGUCGAGCGGCAAGGGCACGACGCAGGUCCACCACAUGGGCAUCCCCUACCCAGCCUUUUCGUCGCACAACUCCACCCACCUCGGCCGCUUCACCCAUCUCCAGCCUCGCUUCCAGCGCCUGCUCCGGCAUGGCCAGGACCCCAACGACAAGACGCAGACGGCUAUCCUCGUUGCGGGCCGGCCAGGGCACGAUGAUGUGGGCGAAGCAACGGGCGCGAGGGUCGUCGCAGCCCUCAACCCGCGCAACGGCGAGCCCGUCUGGCGGCGGAUCCACAACAAGACGGACCCCGUGACGUCGAUGCACACCUCGUCCGACGUCCUCGUAACCCUCAGCGGGCUCCACCAGACGCGUGUCGCCCUGUUCCAUGCCUUGUCUGGCCAGGAGCUCUGGUCGCGCACGAUGGACGCCCGGGUGUCGUCGCACCAGGGUGUCUCCGACGCUGCCCUCGUGCCGCUGUCGUACACCCCACCGGCCGGCUCUGGCUUUGCUGCCGCUGCGCCCGACGUCAUCGUCGUCGACCGCGACGGCACCGUGCAGCGCUUCGCCGGCGUCAAUGGCCGGUCGCUCUGGGUGACAAAGGCCGAGGAGGAGGCGCAGCGCCAGCAGGACGGUGCGCUGCCCGUCAAGGUGCAUGCAACGCAGCAGCACGUCGUCGUCGUCUACCUCGUGCCGGCCCAGGCCUCCAGGCUCCUCAGCGCCUUUUCGUCGGGACAGACGUACUCGCUCAGCGUUGAUGUCCUCUCGGGCCGGACGGGCAAGCGGCUGUCGACUUUCGACGUCCCCGGCUCCAGUGUCGACAUGGCUAGCCUGCCGUUUCCCCUCUCCAACAGCGACGCAAAGACGAUUAGCAACAUCGCUAUUCUGGGCAAGGAUGCCACUGACGACAAGAGCAUCGUCAAGCCGCAGCUCGUCUGGCUCCAGCGCGACGGCUCCGUCAAGUCGCUCGACGUCGUCCUGCCUGCUGGCGACGACGACGAGGAGGAUGGAGGCGCAGGGCAGGUCGUCGUCACCAUCAGCCCGAGUGCGAUCACCACCGUCAAGCCGAGGCAGGCCUCGCGCUUCGUCUCGCUCAGCGAGGUCCCUCCUCUGACGACGCGCGGCCUCAUCGUCGCCGCAUGCAACGACGGCCGCGGCGAGGUGCUGCGCGUCGACGGCGUCAAGCGCGGCAUUGCCUCGGGCUGGGAGUUUGAGGAAGAGGCCCUCGACAGCGUCUAUGCAGGGUCAAUCGACCGCAAGGGCCAGGGCUUCAUCAACCGUGUCUUCUUUGGCAGCGGCCAGAAGCUGCUCAACUUCCACGUCUUUUGGGCCGAUGCCAACGACGGCGAGGGCCAGGUGACCGGCCAGUCGUUCCAGUACGACCACGACCUGCACGGCGACGUGUUUGCGGCGCCGUUUGAGGUCUCGCAGGUGUCGCCGUUCCAGCUCGUGACGCGGGCCACCUUUGUCACGGCCUCGGCCUCGGUGCGCAUGAUCCAGGAGGACCGCCACAUGUGGAUGCGCGAGGACGGCCUCUCGCACACGACGGCCUCGAUCCUCAUUGACCUGCCCGAGGCCAAGCUGGGCGAGGGCGCAGCAGGCGAGGGCGAUGCGGCCCGUGUCAUUCUCCAGGGCGAGGGCUUCCUCGCGCGGCUCCAGCGCCACGCCUUUGCGCUCCAGGACCUGCCUGCGUGGACGAUGGGGACGGUCACGCGCAUCGUCCAGGACAUCCCCGGCAGCAUGGACAACUUCAAGGCAUUCCCGCUGCCCGGCAGCAAGAAGGGCGCAGCGGGCGAUGAGGACACGACGGAGAUGUGGAAGCUGCCCCAGAACACCAUGGCUCAGCAACAACCGCCGCCGCCGCAGCAGCAGCAGAAGCCACUUCAACAACAGAAGAGGCCGCUGGGAGGCGUCGCAGCCGCCGACACACCCAAGCGGAGGCCGCCUCCCGCCGGUGUGCCAGAGGUCAACACGCGCAGGGUGACAAAGCCAGCGAAUCCAGACGACGUCCCCCCACCGACAUCGCUCGCGCCCCGCGUCGCCGACCGUGCCAAUGUGACGGCGACGCUGGUGCGCGAUGCCUUUGGGCUCCGCAAGCUGCUCGUUGCCACGAGCGAAAAGGGCAAGAUCUACGCCAUGGACAGCCAGACGGGUCGGUUUAUUUGGGAAAAGAGCCUCGUCGGGUUUGGGGACGGCGAGGGUGCGCCGGUGCCCAAGGUCGAGAUCAAGCUGCUGGCGCUCACGCGGCCCAUCGGCGGUGCCCCUGCGGCCGUCGCCGUGGAUGCGGGAGGAGUGGCUGCCACGACGACGACGACGGCGGCGGCAGCAGCUGAGGAGGAAGAGAAGCAGGCGAGUGCCCAGCUGGCCCAGCCGGGGCUCCUGACCGUCAUUGCCCAUGUCAAGCCGCCGGGAGGCAUCACGGUGACGCGCAUGUGGGAAAUUGACCCCUUGACUGGCGAGUUUCCCACGGGCGUCGACAAGGGCCAGACGGGCACAGCCCUCUUUGUGGGCGACGCCAAGGACAGCUUCCUCCUGCCCCUCCAGGCCGACGAGACCGGCGGCGGCGGCAGCCAGUCGGUCGUCGGCGUCGUCGACGGCAAGACGAACCACCUGCACGUCUACCCAGACUCGCCCAGCGUGCUCAAGGCCUUUGAGUCGCUCUCGCCAAACUUUGUCUUUAGCUUCGUCGAGGGCGAGGGCAGCGGCAGGUUGGCGGGGUACGCCGUCGUUGACCCGACAGCCAAGCAGGCACCCUCGGGCCGGAGCACGUUUGCGAGCGAAAAGGUCUGGCAGGUCCUCUUUGACAGGGGCGAGGAGGUGGUGCAGGUGGCGCGGUCCACGUCGCUCAGGGAUGCCGUGGCGUCGCAGGGCAAGGUGCUGGGCAACCGCCAGACGCUGUACAAGUACCUCAACCCGCACGCCCUCGUCGUCGUAACGCGCGACGUCGUCCGGCGCACCGCCAAGGUCUACGUCGUCGAUGGCAUCCGCGGCACCAUUUUGCACGAGGCCGUCGUGGCGCCCGAGGGCAAGUUCUCGCUCUCGGCUGCCAAGCCCACGGUCGCCUUCACGGAGAACUGGAUCACCGUCUCGGCCAGCGUCGAUGUUGACGAGGGCGAGGCGCUGGCCGAGUACAAGGGCAAGCACACGCAGACGCGCGUCGUCAGCAUCGAGCUGUACGACGUCGACACGGGCUUGGGCAGCAGGGACGAGACGUGGAAGUGGAAGGGCGUGUUCAGCUCCUUUGCCUCGCGUCUCUCGGAGCACGGCGAUGGUGGCGCUGCUGGUGCUGGUGCUGCUGGUGAGGGACAGGCGCUGGCCGCGUCGCCGAUCCAAGUGUUCAGCCAGGUGUAUGUGCUGCCCUACGCCGAUGGCCUGCGCGCCAUGGCGGCCACGCGGACGCGGCACGGCAUCACGCAAAAGGCGCUCCUGGCCUCGAGUGCCGGCGACGCGUCGCCCUCGACGGGCGGCGGCCUCCUCAUCCAGCUGCCGCGCAGGCUGCUCGACCCGCGCCGCGUCACCGGUGGCCGCAAGCCCACGACGGCCGAGCUGGAAGAGGGCCUGAGCCCGUACGAGGCCUACGUCCACGACGCCGUGGCGCCCGGCACCGCCAGCCGGCUUCGCUUUGCCACGGGCAGCAUGCAGGAGGCCGACUGCAUCACGGCCGCGCCCGCGCUCCUCGAGAGCACGAGCGUCGUCUUUGUCAGCGGCCUCGACUGGCUCGUCGCCAGCGUCACGCCCAGCGGCACAUUCGACAUUCUCUCGGCUAGCUUCAACAAGCCCCAGCUCAUCCUCACUAUCGCCGUCCUCUCUGUCGGACUCGCCGUGACCAAGCCCAUGGUCGCCGCCAAGUUCCUCAAGGCCAGGUGGUGAUCUCACAGGGAAAAGGCUCAACAAGGGGUGUCGCAGGACAGUCAGUGUUCAUAGAUCGGUUCUUCAAAUAAGAAAGCGCAAUGAAGGAAAAAAAGUGUCAAAAGUGAUCCUUG